Molecule: messenger RNA, 2677 nt
Organism: Annulohypoxylon truncatum
Lineage: Eukaryota; Fungi; Ascomycota; Sordariomycetes; Xylariales; Hypoxylaceae
Product: DNA mismatch repair protein MutL
Exons: 3
Coding region: 308-2476 (722 amino acids)
Biological process (GO): mismatch repair
Cellular component (GO): MutLalpha complex
Molecular function (GO): ATP binding; ATP-dependent DNA damage sensor activity; mismatched DNA binding
Source: RefSeq, a predicted model, not a curated record
GUACAACUGUCACUGCUUCCCAAGUUCUCAUGGAGUAACCCAAUGAGAUAGCAACCAUUUUCGUGGCUGCCUUACUAGUCCCUACCUAGCGAAUACUUUAUUCCUACAUCCAUUUCCAGGAGCCAACGAUUCAUCAGACAUUUGAUCCAUUCUAUUUGCCUCGAAACCCUUAUCCGCCUAGCAACAUCGCCUUGACGGGUCUCAUGACAGUCAUGGUCUGAAAAGGUGAAAAAAGCAUGUUUUGCAACGAGACCUAAAAGAGGAUCUUCAUCUCACCGGUCAAGUAUUUGGCACUAGAAGCAUCGCGAUGCCUGACCCUAUGGAACUCGAUGAGCCAAGGGGCGUCAAACGGAAAGCCCCAUCGUCUUCGGCAGAUGAAAAUGCUCCACGCCGAAUCAAGGCACUAGACCCAGACGUCGUAAACAAGAUUGCUGCCGGCGAGAUCAUCGUAGCCCCGGUACAUGCUCUGAAAGAAUUGAUCGAGAAUGCUGUCGAUGCAGGCUCGACUUCUCUAGAAGUAUUAGUGAAAGAAGGUGGCCUUAAACUGUUGCAAAUCACCGACAACGGCCAUGGAAUUAAUAAAGAGGAUUUGCCAAUUCUCUGUGAAAGGUUCACUACAUCCAAACUCAAGAAGUUUGAAGACUUGAGCAACAUUGCAACAUACGGCUUCCGCGGUGAAGCCCUUGCUAGCAUUAGUCACAUUGCUCACUUAACAGUUACCACAAGAACCAAGGAUUCCGAGUGCUCAUGGCGUGCCCACUACGACGGGGGCAAGUUGUCCCCUGCAAAGCCCGGUCAACCGGCUGACCCUAAACCUAUUGCCGGACGAAUUGGUACACAGAUCUCAGUAGAGGAUUUGUUCUACAAUGUUCCCACACGACGAAAGGCUUUUAGGUCUCCCUCAGAUGAGUACAACAAGAUCAUUGAUAUGGUAGGGCGCUAUGCAAUUCACUGUGAUGAAGUUGCCUUCUCUUGUAAAAAGCACGGCGAUUCAGGCACGUCAAUCACAGUACCGCAGCAAGCUUCAGUAAUUGACCGGAUCCGUCAAAUCCACGGGAAUGCCGUCGCGAGUGAACUUAUAGAAUUCAGCGCAUCUGACCAUCGUUGGGGUUUCACGGCUUCGGGUUGGGCCACAAAUGCGAACUACCAUAUAAAGAAAACUACUCUCCUCCUUUUCAUUAACCACCGCAGCGUCGACUCAUCUAAUAUCAAGAAGGCAGUGGAACAAACGUAUUCCGCGUUCCUUCCUAAAAAUGGACACCCAUUCGUUUAUCUCAGUCUCGAAAUCGACCCUCAACGGGUUGAUGUCAACGUACAUCCGACAAAGCGAGAGGUCAAUUUUCUCAAUGAGGAUGAGAUUAUCCAAUCGAUAUGCGAAAAUAUCCGCGAUAAGUUGGCGGCCGUCGAUACAAGCCGCACUUUUAUGACGCAAACCCUACUCCCCGGCUCCAUGCUUGCCGACAGCUCUGGUAAACAAGAUGGCGAUAGCUCUGUGCUCAAGACGCCCGCUGGACCGCGAAAAACGCCGGUGCGACCUGAUGAAAGCAAGAUGGUCAGGACCGAUGCUUCACUGCGUAAGAUUACUAGCAUGUUUCCCGCUAUAUCGCAAUCUCCGACCCCAGGUACGUUGAGUAAUACUACGCAUGAUAUCGCUCAAGAUCCUGUAUACGAAACAACGGACCGCGAACCGAUACUAUGCCGACUUACUAGUGUGCGUGAACUUCGUUCUGCCGUCAGAGAUGACAUGCACCACGAACUCACGGAGAUCUUUGCUAAUCAUACCUUCGUCGGUAUUGUGGACGAGAAGCGACGACUGGCUGCUAUCCAAGGAGGCGUCAAGUUGUUUCUCAUCGACUACGGUCGGGCCUGCUUUGAGUACUUCUACCAAGUUGGGCUGACAGAUUUCGGCAAUUUUGGUAUCAUAAAAUUCCAGCCUGCACUAGACUUGCGCGAAGUGCUCAAAAUUGCGGCCGAGCAAGAAAAAGCCAUUGCGGAGGAUAGUGAUACGUUCGACGUGGAUGAAGUUGUGGACGCAGUGGCAGAGCAGUUAAUCGAGAGAAGGGAAAUGCUGCUUGAAUACUUCAGCUUUGAAAUCUCACCUGCUGGAGAGCUAUUGAGUAUCCCAUUACUCCUCAAGGGGUAUACGCCAUCCAUGGCAAAAUUGCCGCAAUUCCUCCUUCGCCUUGGCCCUCAUGUAAAUUGGACAGAUGAAAAGCUGUGCUUCGAAUCUUUCCUGAAAGAGCUAGCGACGUUCUAUGUUCCAGAACAACUCCCAACCCUCCCAGGUAAUGACGAGACAGAGGAAGAUGUCCCCGAUGAGAUCAAAGCAAGAAGAUCUCAAAUCCGCCGCGCGGUAGAACACAUAUUCUUUCCGGCGUUCAAAGCGAGAUUGGUAGCAACCAAAUCAUUUAUGAAAGGCGGCGUACUUGAGUUAGCCAGUCUCAAAGGGCUUUACAGAGUUUUUGAGCGGUGCUAAUGUCCCAGCGGAGCAUGUGAUACCCAUUGAUGCUAUAGAUAUAUAUUAGAAAGAUUGCUGUCUAUAAGAAGAUACGGAGUGGCGAUAUAAUUUGCUGUUCGUCAUAAUUUUCAUGAAAGGCUUCUAACGGAUCAUGGGACCUUGGAACCAUGAGACGAGUCCGGUAGAAUAGUAUCAAUCAAUACAACUUUCUAGCUUGGA